This is a messenger RNA of Epinephelus fuscoguttatus (brown-marbled grouper), 1878 nucleotides long. RefSeq names its product basic proline-rich protein-like. NCBI's taxonomy places the organism in Eukaryota, Metazoa, Chordata, Actinopteri, Perciformes, Serranidae. The transcript is spliced from 2 exons. The record is from RefSeq and is a predicted model, not a curated record. The coding region runs from base 1 to 1878 and encodes 625 amino acids.
AUGGAUGCUCUGGCCUCUAGCACUACUCCCCUGCAGCAGCCCAUCCACCAAGCCAGGCCCUCCAGCAGACCGGGUCCUGCAGCGGCCCAUCCAUCGGGCUGGGCCCUGCAGCAGGCCAGGCCCUGCAGCAGCCCAUCCACUAAGCCAGGCCCUGCAGCAGCCCAUCCACCAAGCCAGGCCCUGCAGCAGCCCAUCCACCAAGCCAGGCCCUGCAGCAGCCCAUCCACCAAGCCAGGCCCUGCAGCAGACAGGCCCUGCAGCAGCCCAUCCACCAAGCCAGGCCCUGCAGCAGCCCAUCCACUAAGCCAGGCCCCACAGCAGCCCAUCCACCAAGCCAGGCCCUGCAGCAGCCCAUCCACCAAGCCAGGCCCUGCAGCAGCCCAUCCACCAAAGCCAGGCCCUGCAGCAGCCCAUCCACCAAGCCAGGCCCUGCAGCAGACCAGGCCCUGCAGCAGCCCAUCCACCAAGCCAGGCCCUGCAGCAGCCCAUCCACCAAGCCAGGCCCUGCAGCAGCCCAUUCACCAAAGCCAGGCCCUGCAGCAGCCCAUCCACCAAGCCAGGCCCUGCAGCAGACCAGGCCCUGCAGCAGCCCAUCCACCAAAGCCAGGCCCUGCAGCAGCCCAUCCACCAAGCCAGGCCCUGCAGCAGCCCAUCCACCAAGCCAGGCCCUGCAGCAGCCCAUCCACCAAGCCAGGCCCUGCAGCAGACAGGCCCUGCAGCAGCCCAUCCACCAAGCCAGGCCCUGCAGCAGCCCAUCCACCAAGCCAGGCCCUGCAGCAGCCCAUCCACCAAGCCAGGCCCUGCAGCAGCCCAUCCACCAAGCCAGGCCCUGCAGCAGCCCAUCCACCAAAGCCAGGCCCUGCAGCAGCCCAUCCACCAAGCCAGGCCCUGCAGCAGACCAGGCCCUGCAGCAGCCCAUCCACCAAGCCAGGCCCUGCAGCAGCCCAUCCACCAAGCCAGGCCCUGCAGCAGACAGGCCCUGCAGCAGCCCAUCCACCAAAGCCAGGCCCUGCAGCAGCCCAUCCACCAAGCCAGGCCCUGCAGCAGCCCAUCCACCAAAGCCAGGCCCUGCAGCAGCCCAUCCACCAAGCCAGGCCCUACAGCCCAUCCACCAAAGCCAGGCCCUGCAGCAAUCCAUCCACCAAGCCAGGCCCUGCAGCAGCCCAUCCACCAAGCCAGGCCCUGCAGCCCAUCCACCAAAGCCAAGCCCUGCAGCAACCCAUCCACCAAGCCAGGCCCUGCAGCAGACCAGGCCCUGCAGCAGCCCAUCCACCAAGCCAGGCCCUGCAGCAGACCAGGCCCUGCAGCAGCCCAUCCACCAAGCCAGGCCCUGCAGCAGCCCAUCCACCAAGCCAGGCCCUGCAGCAGACCAGGCCCUGCAGCAGCCCAUCCACCAAAGCCAGGCCCUGCAGCAGCCCAUCCACCAAGCCAGGCCCUGCAGCAGCCCAUCCACCAAAGCCAGGCCCUGCAGCAGCCCAUCCACCAAAGCCAGGCCCUGCAGCAGCCCAUCCACCAAGCCAGGCCCUGCAGCAGACCAGGCCCUGCAGCAGCCCAUCCACCAAGCCAGGUCCUGCAGCCCAUCCACCAAAGCCAGGCCCUGCAGCAAUCCAUCCACCAAGCCAGGCCCUGCAGCAAUCCAUCCACCAAGCCAGGCCCUGCAGCAGCCCAUCCACCAAGCCAGGCCCUGUAACAGACCAGUACAGGAGCAGCCAGCAGCAGCCAGGCCUCAAGCUUCCAGGAGCAGCCUCCACCAUAGCUCCAGUAGCUGCUGGCUACCACCAGCCAACAGCUGCGUUGCCUCCUCCACCACCAGUGUUAGCCGGGGAGCUAACACAAGGCCCAGGCAUCUGGAGCAACCCAGCUAACCAGACCAGCUAA